Messenger RNA from Frankliniella occidentalis (western flower thrips), 5166 nucleotides. RefSeq lists its product as uncharacterized. NCBI's taxonomy places the organism in Eukaryota, Metazoa, Arthropoda, Insecta, Thysanoptera, Thripidae. The coding region runs from base 211 to 4209 and encodes 1332 amino acids. The transcript is spliced from 13 exons. The record is from RefSeq and is a predicted model, not a curated record.
CAGUUCGCAGAGAAGGAGAAAGGAAGAAAAGGUCUGUCUGUCCGUUUGUGUAGUCGUCCAUGUUGGAUCUUCUCGUCCCGAUUGCCAGCCUUCGAAAAGGUUUUCUGUUUGAAGAAUUCCUGCCUGCCGACUUGCACCAUGAUUUCUUCAUUUUUUCCAAUGGUGACUGCAUAGUUAAAUCCUAUCGUAACUAAAGAUAAAAUUAUCAAAAUGGAGGGAUACUUCAGUAUAGGAGGAUCUCAUCAUGUAUUCGAUGACUUUGAUAUUGAAGGGAAGAAGUCUUUUGAUGAUAUUGAAAGAAAACAAAAUAAUGUAAAGCCUAAGCCUGUGCCUAGAAAUCAGCAGUCACAGGAAGAAGCAGACAAGAGUCGCCUCCUGGAACAGAAGGUGGACCUUGACAAUGGUGCAGUGGGAUAUGUAUUCUCUGUAUCAGGAACAGGUUAUAAUGCACAAUGGAAGUGUCAUGUUUGUGACAUGACUUUUAUGGGCAUUAAGAACUUACUUUUCCAUGAGAGAAGCAUGAACCACUCAUCCCUCAUGCAGGUGUCAAAGCACCAUGCAAGUCAGUUCAUGAGAAUGGAGAAGAAAGAUGGUGAACCAGCCCCACCAGGAGUUGAUGAAGAUGAUGAGGAAUCUGAACCUCCAGUCCUUACUCAUAUUCAAAGCACUUUGGAUGACCACAAAUCGUCACCUUUAAUAGGUCUUGAAUAUGUUGUUGAGCUAAAUGAUGACUAUGAAAAGGAAUCAUCAUAUGUUUGCAUGUUGUGUGAUAAGAAGGGUGAUCCCCGCACAGUCAUGGCUCAUCUGGUCAGCUACAACCACCGAUCAAAGUACUUGGAAAGACAUUUUCCCAUUACUUUCAAUGCAAUUAAUUCCUUGCCCAAAACUGUGGGUGCCAGACGAGGUUUAGCUGAAAUUGUUACUCGCAUUUCUAAUGAAAUGGAAGAAAAAUUAGGGCGACUGCAUCCUGUACCAACUGAUGGAAGACAUUUUGAAGAGAAUCGUUUUGAUUUGAUGUGUUCAAUAAACAAGGGCAAGCAUUUUAUUGAAACUCCAGACAAUACAUUUGUACAUCUGGUAGAUCGUGAGCUACUGACAGCAGCAGCAAUGAAAAAUGAAGAAAUUCCUGUCCGUGAUGCAAAUCCCCCCUCAAAGGCCUCUGAUAAAAAUAAAGGAGGCACUGAAGAUGAUGAUGAAAUUGAAUUUCAAGGGGCUUUUGUUAAAGGCACACGUGUUCCUCUUACGCGGCAACUUCGUAUCCGUAAAAUAUCGAUUGAAGGUGAAGACAAAACAACUGAAGGUGUUAAUAAAAAUCAAGUAAAGCCCACCGGACCAGCAGCAGCAGCUGCAGCUAGUAAGAAAGAAGAUGAUGCGUGCUCUUUAUCAUCCAUUUCUAGUGCAAGUUCAGCUAGAGAUGAGUUCGGGAGGGUUUUGCGCAGUUCUCUUUCAAGAUCGCGUUCAAGAUCCGGUUCUCGUAGUCGGCGACGAAGAAAGUCUCGAUCUAGGUCUCGGUCUAGAGGCCGAUACAGGCGAUCCAGAUCAAGGUCUCGGUCACGGAGCAGACGGUCGCGGUCACCCUAUGGUAGAGGGCGGCGGGCAAGAAGCCCGCGCAGCAGACCCGGUGAUAGCAAACGGGAUGACAGGAAGCGAUCGAAGGAUAGGGCAGAUGACCUUUCUCAAGAAAAGGCCAAGUGGGAAAAAUUCCGGGAGGAAUUGGCAAUUGUAGAGAAAGAGAUGCUUGAGACAUUGUCACAACAUGAGAAGAAUCCAGAGAAGCACCCCAAGUAUCCAGAGGAGUGGAAGUUGUUUUGGAACAAGCGGUACAAGGAAUUGCAAGCAAGUGGCAAGGACCCAAACAAGCACGAUUUCAAACCCGAGUGGAUAGAGUUUUGGAACCGUCGGAUGAGGGAGUUGCAUGAGCAGGACUUUAUGAAAAAGAAGGAAGAGCUGCGCGAGAAGCUGAACCUGCCCGUGGACGAGCCCAAGCCGCACUUCAACCGGCGCAAGAAGUUCGUCCGCGACGUGGACGGCGUGCCCGUGACGGACAGCUCGGGCAAGGUGCGCUCGCGCUCCCCGAGCCCCUGGGAGGAGGGCAUGGCGCCGGGCGCCUUCGCGGCGAGGGAGCGUGACAGGGAGCGGGAGCGGGAGCGCGACCGGGAGCGCGACAGGGACUUCCCGCCCGCCUACCGCCAGCUGCGCACCGAGUGGCGCGAGCGCUCGCCGCCGCCCCUGCCCCGCAUUAUCACCAUCCUCAGGAUGCUGACGGCCCUGGAGCAGCAGCUGGGCUCGCUCGGCCCGCGCGUCAACAGCGUGCUCUCGGAGGCUAUCGCCAUGGAGAAGACGACCAACUCUGACGCGAUGCUCCGCGACGGCGAGGUGGUGGUGCUGCUGGAGACGGUGCGCGAGAAGUUCCGCGGCCAGCUGCUGGCCGGCAUCGUGGAGCGCAACCACGUGAACGCGACGCGCAACGCCAUCGGCGGCAUCGGUGAGCUGCUGUACCGCGCGCCCGCCAUCCUGGAGCGGCUGCCCCCGCCCAGGGUGCCGUCGCCCGCGCGCCCGCCCGUCCGGCUGGUGGAGCCGCCCGCCGUGGUUCACGUGCCCGCGCCCGCCGUGCCGCGCGUCGCCCCCAAGCCCACCCCCGCGCCCGCCCCCGCGCCGCCGGCGCCCGCCCCCGACCCCGUGAGCGUGCCCGGCGUGGGCGCCGUAGACAAGGCGGCCAUCGCCAGGGAGAUUGCCGCCGCGCUCGUGCUGCAGGGCAAGACGGACGUGUCCGAGGCCGAGCUUGAGCAGCUCGUGGCCGCCGUGGUGGGCAUGGCGCAGGCCAAGGCGGAGACUGAACAGGCGCAGGCCCUGGCGCUCGCCCAGGCGCAGGCCCAAGCUCAGGCCCAGGAGGCCCCGAAGGCCCCACCCCCGCCGCCCGUCACUGAGCCCGCCCCGGCCGCCAAGGCCGACCCCCCGGCGGCCAAACCCGCCCAGCCUACAACUCAGGCACCGCCCGAAGUGACUGGCCUGCAGUUACUGCAGUCUGCGUACGAUGCGGACGAGGCGAAAGGGUCGCAGCAGAUGAAGGAGCGACAGGGCACCCCGGUGGACGGUGCGGACGCCGUCAAGGCCCCCGCCAACAAGGCGCCGGCCGUCCCCGUCGGCUCGAACCCGCCGCCCGCACCCUCCGCGGCCCUGACGACGGCCCAGGCGAUAGACGCCUACGUCGACGAGCUCACGGAGACCGACCUGAGGCUGCUGCUGCAGAGCUUUAAAGACUUGCCACUGGACGAGCAGCACGGCCUGAUCAGGUACCUCAAGAAGCUGGAGGCCACCGACCCGGUGAGGGUGGAGAGACUGCGCAAGUAUGUCAAUCUGGGCCCGGGCUCCAACCCGAAGAGCGCCGCCAAGACGACGAUACCCAUUGAGAAGCUGCAGGCCUUGGCCAAGGUGGGCCAGUCUGGGAGACUGUCGCCCUUCUCCUCGAGACAGCAGAGUCGCAACCCGGCCCAGUCUGAGACACAGAGGCCUGCCAUGCAUUUAGAUACCGAUUCUGAUGACGACUAUAGCUUUGACGAUGUUUGUAAGGCGGCGAAAGCUAAAGUGUCGGAGCACGAAGCGGCAGUGGCUGUGAUAAAAGAGAAAGAGGAGGCAAAGAAGCGACGCGAGCAGGAAGAAAUAAACAAAAAGAUUGAAGAGGAAAAAGCGAAAGCACAGCAAGCUUUAAAAGCUAUUGAAGAUAGAGAGAGAGAGCAGCAGCGCAUUGUGAAAGAGAAGGAGAGGAUUGAACGUGAAGCAGCAUUGAAAGUGGGUGCUGCGAACUGGACUGCUCUCUCCUCCAGCAGUACUGGGUCUCAUCAGCUCUCAAUCCCUCCUCCACCCGUCCCACCAAUGCAAAGCAUGUAUGGUUCUGGAUAUGGUGAGUUGGCGAACUCAGUCGCUGGUCAGAUGGGAGCCACCAUGGGAAUGGGGAAUUUUAACGGUGGUGCGGGUUUCUUUGGGUCUAAUUCUUACAAUCAGUAUCAGGAAACAGGCUACGAUCAACAAGGUGCGUUCUAUCAAGGUCAGCAGAACAGUAAUGCAAUGUACCAAGGACAAUCUGGAUCGUUUAACUCUCAAGGAUUUGGAGGGUAUGGGAAUAAUGCCAUGUUUCAGCAGCCUCCCCCACAGCACCAAGGACAACAAGGGUACCCUGUUGCACCUUACAGCAAUCAGUAUCAUUAUUGAUGUGAUAAUUUUAUUUAUGUUGAUUGCUAGUAUGAAAUUGUUUUCAUUUGUUUGACUGCCGGAGUAAUAAGUUCCUUGCUUCCUGAUUUCCCACCUGUUAAUCGUCCACAAAUGGAUGGCACAGUUAGUGUUUGCUAACUGUUACUGUGCCAUCCAUUUGUUGACACCCUUCAGCUAUCUCUCUUUUCAGCAUGAAAUUGUGAGGUUUUACAGAGCAUUCGGAUGUCUGUAAUGUUGCGUAUACUGUAAAUUGUACUCCAGGUAUAAGACCAAUUAAUUUGUAAUUGAAAUUAAACUUAAAUGUUUUGAUUGUGUGGUAGGAGUUCAUUAUGUUUUUAGUGAAAAACUUUGACUUGAUCGCCAGAUUUCAGUUUGCUUUAGGCCACAUUAUCUGCCUUUUUUUUUUUUGUAUUGUCACUUUAUUUAACUGUAAAAGUCUGUCUUGCACUGGAAUUUGUGAAUAGGUUUCUUAGUCCUAACAUUCCCCUUAAAUAUUUUGUUGAACUAUUUCCUUAUAAUUAAAAACUGGAAAUUCUGAAAACCUAUUCUGGUAUCCAUCCAGGCUUAACUGAGAAGUCAUGUUAAUUAAUUCCAACAUUUACAGGAUAUUUUAGCCAUUUUGACUUUUCCUUUAGUAGUCAAUCAUGUUUAGUGGUAAGUUAAUUGCAGUCUGGCUGGGAGAACUGCAGAACUUCAAUUAUCAUUCUCUCAUCUCAUAUCAAGUAAUGCCACUGCUUGUGUAAGUAAAUGUAUUGUAAAUAAAUUUUCUCUCUUUAUCUUUUCGUGCAGUGUGCUAAUAAAAACAAAUAGCCCUCAAGAAACACACAAGUUCUUUUUUUUUUAUUUUUUAGAUGCUGUGGUGUACGUUUGUAAUCUAUUAUUGUAAAAUGUUGUUUGUUUUAAGGAGGAUGAAUAAAGUUCACUCUAAUUUUAUUCCCUAUUGCAGGAAAACACAAA